This is a messenger RNA of Enterobius vermicularis (human pinworm), 288 nucleotides long. The record is from the annotation of a GenBank genome assembly. Lineage: Eukaryota; Metazoa; Nematoda; Chromadorea; Rhabditida; Oxyuridae.
AUGUCUGUGGAGCUGGAGCAGUCAGUUUCACCACGUCGAGCUGUACAUCCUCCGUUGAGACGAGUGUCCAGAAAAUCGUCCCUGAAUGGAGGCCAGCUGGAUAAUAAUCAUCCACUUUUCAGGAAGUGCAAAAGAUUUCCUGUAACCGCUUUCAUUCGCUUGAUCUAUACGCUUCAAGAAUCAGAACACAUGAACUGUCGGGGAGGAAUAAGAUUACAACGCAAGUGGUUAAAGGGUGGUGGUUGUUCAGCAGAGAAAAUGUUUGCUAAGGGUUCACAUCUCAAAUAG